Messenger RNA from Stylophora pistillata, 1465 nucleotides. Its product is annotated as COP9 signalosome complex subunit 4. The record is from RefSeq and is a predicted model, not a curated record. Gene Ontology annotation, cellular component: cytosol; COP9 signalosome. NCBI's taxonomy places the organism in Eukaryota, Metazoa, Cnidaria, Anthozoa, Scleractinia, Pocilloporidae.
AAGCUUAAGAUCAGCAGUGAAUCAAAAUGGCGGCACAGGUGAAGCAAAUGCUACACACUCUCUCCAAUGCUGGUGGUUCCCAUAAGGAUAUUACAGGGAAAUAUCGCGAAAUUUUGGAGAAAAUUUUCAAAUUUCAAGAGCCAUCUCUCACGGAAGGCCUCAAGACUUUCACUGAAGCUUUGGUUCAUGAAAAUGUAAGCCUUGUUGUAUCAAGACAGAUUUUAAGUGAACUUUGUAAUCACAUUCCAAACAUGGAUGCAUCUUGUGCAAAGCAGGUGUCACAUUUUGUCUUGGACAAAUUACAACCAAGAGCCAUAUCUUUUGAGGAACAGGUUGCAGUAAUAAGGAAGCAUUUGGCCAAAAUAUAUGAGGAUUGCCAGGAAUGGCGAGAAGCUGCCAGGGUGCUCACUGGAAUUCCUGUGGAGUCAGGGCAAAGGCAGUAUUCAAUAGAUUAUAAAUUGGAAACUUACCUGAAGAUUGCACAGUUGUAUUUGGAGGAUGAAGAUCCUGUUCAGGCUGAAGCAUACAUAAACAGAGCAUUAAUCCUCCAAGCAGAUACAAAGACAGAGAAACUACAGAUACUUUACAAGGUUUGCUAUGCUCGUCUUUUGGACUACAAACGGAAAUUCAUUGAAGCUGCACAACGCUACCUUGACCUAUCAUACAAUACAGCAAUACAUGAUGAUGAGCGAAUGACAGCCCUUAAGCAUGCCCUGAUAUGUGCUAUCCUUGCUUCAGCUGGGCAGCAAAGGUCAAGGAUGCUUGCGAACCUGUUUAAAGAUGAACGCUGUCAGCACCUACCUGCCUAUGGAAUCCUUGAAAAAAUGUAUUUAGAUAGGAUAAUUCGUGGACCAGAACUUCAUGAAUUUGCUGCCAUGUUAAUGCCUCAUCAAAAAGCGUCAACUGCAGAUGGUUCGAGUAUCCUUGACAGGGCUGUUAUUGAACACAAUUUACUCUCUGCCAGUAAACUCUAUAAUAACAUCACCUUUGAGGAACUCGGAGCUUUAUUGGAAAUACCGCCAACCAAGGCCGAGAGGAUUGCAUCCCAGAUGAUUUCUGAAGGACGCAUGUCUGGAUCUAUAGAUCAAAUUGAUGGAGUUGUGCAUUUUGAAACUCAAGAGGUGCUUCCCUCGUGGGAUAGACAAGUUCAGAAUCUGUGCUUUCAGGUCAACAACGUGAUAGAAAAGAUCAACAGUUUUGCUCCAGAGUGGGCAGCUAAGUACAAUGAAUCACAAAUGAUAUCUUGAAGUUUCAAGCUAAGUGGCAACUGUAAAUAGGACAGAGCAUGCAUGCGAAAAGCACAUUGGAUGUUACUGUCGACGAUUUAUUGUUCCUUUCCUAAACGUUAAACGUGGAAGAAAGUGCUGUGGAAUAAGAUUUUCUGUAAGUUUGUGAUUGCUGUUCGUGUAUUAAAUCUGACAAUUUCUUUAACUCUUGAAAUAAAUUUUUUGUAUUAGAGAAUUGA